This is a messenger RNA of Nicotiana tabacum (common tobacco), 1272 nucleotides long. RefSeq lists its product as uncharacterized. NCBI's taxonomy places the organism in Eukaryota, Viridiplantae, Streptophyta, Magnoliopsida, Solanales, Solanaceae. The record is from RefSeq and is a predicted model, not a curated record.
AUGGAUAAAUCUUGGAUUGAAAUACCUAGAAAUACAACAAAGUAUUUACUUGGUUUGAAUCAAUUUCUAAAUUUUGCAUUUAAGAAUGCUUCUAUAGGAGAUAGAAUAAAAUGUCCGUGUCCUAAAUGUGGUUUUGGGAAGUGGCAGAUUAGAGAGAUAGUGUACGAUCAUUUGAUUAGCAAGUCAUUCCCUCAAAAUUAUGUCACUUGGAUUCUUCAUGGGGAAACAGAAGUGUUGGAGAACUCUAGAAGCACAGAGGUUAUCCCGGAUGCAUUGCCUCCUGAAAAUCCUAUGGAAUUGUUGAUAAAUGAAGCAUUCCCGGGUUUAAGGCAUGAGGGCAUUGAUGCAGGUCCAUCACAAUUAGUUGGAGAAGAAGAAAUAGUAAAUGAUCUGCCUUCUUUAAAUAAUAAAGAAUUUUUUGAGUUGCUUAGAGAUGGAAGUGAAGAAUUAUAUGAAGGGUCCAAGUACUCGAAGCUAGAAUUUUUGUUACAGUUGUAUCACAUAAAGUGUUUGUCUGGGCUAAGUGAUAAGGGAAUGACUAUGCUGCUAGAUUUACUGAAUGAUGCAUUUGGAUUUGCAAAGAUACCUAAUUCUUUUUAUGAGGCCAAGAAUACCAUCAAAAAGCUUUGUCUUGAUUAUAUCAAGAUAGAUGCUUGUCAAAACGAUUGCAUGUUGUACUGGGGAGAUGAUGCUAAUGAAGAAACAUGCAAGCAUUGUCAUACUUCUAGAUGGAAGCCAACUAAGAAGAGCAACAAUAAUCACAUGUCUACUACGGGAAAGAAGAAAAAGAAGCAAAAGAUGCCCGCAAAAAUUUUGCGUUACUUUCCACUGAAACCAAGAUUGCACAGAUUGUUCAUGUGCUCUAAAAUUGCAGAGCAUAUGAGAUGGUAUGUGAAAGAUAAUAACAGAGAUGGAAUCAUGAGGCAUCCCAGAGAUGGUGAGGCAUGGAAAAGAUUUGAUACUACUUUUUUUGAAUUUGCUUCUGAUCCUAGAAAUGUUCGAUUAGGCCUAGCUAGUGAUGGUUUCAAUUCUUUUGGUAUGAUGAGUACUAAUUAUAGCAUUUGGCCAAUGAUUUUGGUUCCAUAUAACCUUCCACCUUGGUUGUGUAUGAAGCAACCAAAUUUUAUCCUCUCAAUGAUCAUUCCAGGUCCACGAACGGCGGGGAAUAAUAUAGAUGUAUACCUACAACCGCUUAUUAAGGAGUUGAAUGAGUUGUGGCGUGAAGGUGUGGAAACUUAUGAUUCAUCAAAGAAGGAAACGUUUAGAAUGUGA